This is a messenger RNA of Scaptodrosophila lebanonensis, 722 nucleotides long. RefSeq names its product dynein light chain 1, axonemal. Gene Ontology annotation, cellular component: cytoplasm. The coding region runs from base 22 to 576 and encodes 184 amino acids. Gene Ontology annotation, molecular function: protein kinase binding. The record is from RefSeq and is a predicted model, not a curated record. Lineage: Eukaryota; Metazoa; Arthropoda; Insecta; Diptera; Drosophilidae. The transcript has a single exon.
AAAAACAAACAGCGGCACAGGAUGUCCAAGCCGACAACAAUUAAGGAUGCACUCGCGCGCUGGGAGGAACGCACAAAGCAGGAGGCUGUGAAGGCCACGGACAUUGGACUGCAGUUCCAAUAUCCGCCCAUUGAGAAAAUGGAUCCCACACUGAAUACGUUGGUUGAGUGCAACAAGCUCAGUCUGUCCUCCAAUAUGAUUGAGAAAAUUAGUGGUAUUGGCAGCAUGAAGAAUUUGCGAGUUCUUAGUCUGGCACGCAAUAAUCUCAAGUCCAUUAAUGGCAUUGAAUCUCUGGCCGAUACUCUGGAAGAGCUUUGGGUUAGCUACAAUAUCAUUGAGAAAAUCAAGCCGAUCGAAUCAAUGAAAGCACUACGUGUCUUCUACGUCUCCCACAAUUUGAUCAAGGACUGGGUUGAGUUCAUGCGAAUGGCUAUACCGCCGAACCUUGCAGAGAUUUCAUUUCUAGGCAACACCCUCCACGAGUCCAUGGACUCUUCUGUAUUCAACGCCGAAGCCAUACGGCGUUUGCCAAAUUUGAAAAAACUAGACGGAGACCCAGUCAUUCGUAAUGUCUAGUUUGAAAGAGCAUGGAUUUUCUCACAAUAUAAGGACAAGGCUUUAAUAUGUUAUUAAAUUUUCGAGUUGCAAACAUUGUUAAAUACAUAAAAUUCCGAUUUUGGCAAUAAAGGCAAACAUAAUUGCAUUCUAUGAUAAAUAUGAAA